AUGGCGAAAGUGAAAUCUUUCUCCGUUUUAUUGAUCUCUUUGAUUUUCCUUGUCGUGACGACGGUCGUAAGUGCAGCUAGUGUGGCCCACGAGAUGGGGUUUUUCCCAAUGACAAUGUCUUCAACACCGAUCUGUGAUGGUUCGAUAGGGGAGUGUUUGGCUGAUGAUUCGGAAGAGUUUUCGAUGGAUUCCGAGAGCAACAGGCGCAUGUUAGCAUACCGUAGGAGAUACAUUAGCUAUGGUGCGCUCAGUAGGAACAGAGUUCCAUGUUCAAGGAGAGGUGCUUCUUACUACAAUUGCCGACCUGGAGCUCAGGCUAACCCUUACCGACGUGGAUGCAGUGCCAUCACUCGCUGCCGUCGUUGA
This is a messenger RNA of Lycium barbarum (goji berry), 366 nucleotides long. Its product is annotated as rapid alkalinization factor-like. The coding region runs from base 1 to 366 and encodes 121 amino acids. The transcript has a single exon. The record is from RefSeq and is a predicted model, not a curated record. Lineage: Eukaryota; Viridiplantae; Streptophyta; Magnoliopsida; Solanales; Solanaceae.